AUGACAGGUUUGUGGAAGUUGGUCUGUGUCAUCUUUGUGUCCCACUCAGACGUCGCUCUUCCCCGUAUCGUUCUCUGCUUGCUGCUGCUGAAGGUUGCCUCGGGCUUCAUCGCACGUUCUACGGAGGAGUCCAUGGUUAUCGACACGGUUGCUGCUUUGUUCAUCAGUGAUAUUGGAACCUUUAUGUUCCAUGCCUUCACCACAAACAGCGUCAAGAACAAUCUACGAAGGAUGCCCCCGGUGGAGUUUACAUCGAACAACUGCGCGAGACUCCUCUCGUUCUUUUUGGUGAACUUCGUCCUGCCGAUCAUCACGGUCGGGCUUUCCGUCGCGAUGGUUUGGUACCUCAGGUCGCACUGUGGACCAGACCAAGACUUCACUUCUGCCUUGCGAAGCAGUUGGGACUCAAGCGACAUCUUGGCCGUCGCAGUCUUCACUUCCUAA
This is a messenger RNA of Symbiodinium sp. CCMP2456, 444 nucleotides long. The record is from the annotation of a GenBank genome assembly. NCBI's taxonomy places the organism in Eukaryota, Dinophyceae, Suessiales, Symbiodiniaceae.